UUUCACAAAGGCUCCUCAGUGGGAUUUUGAUGAUGUCUAUAACCAGGAUGCCCCACCUAGACCAACAACAUGUGCCCAAUCACUGCGAAACUCCCAGGAUGAGAACUUCAAGAAGGCUUUUCUUCCCAACAUACGUUUGUUUCUGCACAAGGACAACAUUAACAUGAGCGAGUGGAAUCGACUUUCACAUUUUAACAAUCCUUUUGGGUUCAUGGAGUACAAAUAUGAUGAUGUGAUGGCUUCAGUGAAGCUGAUUCCAAAGCCAAAAGAGCCACUGCUCCUCCCGAAACCAGGGGGCGAUGGCUGUGUUCACUGCGCUGUGGUGGGUACUGCGGGAAUUCUGAACGGCUCAAAAGUGGGUGCAGAGAUCGAUGCUCAUGAUUACGUUUUUCGGAUGAACGGUGCCGUUACCAAAGGUUUUGAGGAAGAUGUAGGAAACAGAACAUCAGUGUAUGUUCACACAGCGUACUCCAUCACUGCAUCACCUUCUGUUUUUGGGACAUAUGGAUACAAAUCUGCCCCUCAUGAUGAGGGAAUAAAAUAUGUGAUGAUUCCCGAGGGGAUAAGAGAUUUCCAAUGGCUCGAGGGUCUUCUCAAAGGACAGCAGGUCUCUGGUGGCCAAUUCGACAAGGAAUGGCCAAGGGACUACUAUUCAGGGCAGUACAAUGAGAGCCGCUUCUACGUUCUACACCAGGACUUCCUCCGAUACGUGAGGAACAGGUUCCUAAAGUCACCUAAUCUGAAUGAAACAUUCUGGCCAAUAGUCAGACCAACCAACGGAGCGUUCACUCUCUUCCUGGCUUUGCACACAUGUGAUACAGUGGAUGCAUAUGGAUUCAUGACUGAUGAAUACAUGAAAUACUCCAACUACUAUUUUGAGAAGUACAUUAAAAGUAAUGUCAUUUUCUAUGCCAACCAUGACUACAUUUUGGAGAAGAAUACAUGGAAAAACUUUCACAAAAGAAAAAUAAUAAAGCUGUAUCAAAGAACGGAGCCAGAAACAAAGACAGAAACCCCGAAGCAACACUGA
Messenger RNA from Pelmatolapia mariae (spotted tilapia), 1030 nucleotides. RefSeq names its product alpha-N-acetylgalactosaminide alpha-2,6-sialyltransferase 1-like. The record is from RefSeq and is a predicted model, not a curated record. NCBI's taxonomy places the organism in Eukaryota, Metazoa, Chordata, Actinopteri, Cichliformes, Cichlidae. The transcript is spliced from 8 exons. Bases 164 to 1030 code for a protein of 288 amino acids. Gene Ontology annotation, biological process: oligosaccharide biosynthetic process. Gene Ontology annotation, molecular function: alpha-N-acetylgalactosaminide alpha-2,6-sialyltransferase activity.